Molecule: messenger RNA, 1668 nt
Organism: Cheilinus undulatus (humphead wrasse)
Lineage: Eukaryota; Metazoa; Chordata; Actinopteri; Labriformes; Labridae
Product: E3 ubiquitin-protein ligase TRIM21-like
Exons: 9
Coding region: 1-1668 (555 amino acids)
Molecular function (GO): zinc ion binding; protein binding
Source: RefSeq, a predicted model, not a curated record
AUGUCCCUCACACUGUCUGAGGAGCAAUUUCGAUGCAGCAUCUGUCUGGACAUCUUCAAAAACCCAGUCUCCAUCCCAUGUGGCCACAACUUCUGCUUUGGAUGCAUCAAACGCUUCUGGGCUACCAGACAUAGGUCUGAGUGUCCACUCUGCAAGGAGGCUUUCAGAAACUGUCCAGAGCUCCGGAUCAACUUCAUGUUAAAAGAAAUCACCGAAGAAUUCAAGAAGUCAGUUGUAGUUAACAUUUUUCAAUCUAGACUCUUCUACCCAAUCCCGAAAAAGCCAUCCUUGUCCAAUGAAGUUCCCUGUGACAUCUGCCAGGACAACCAGGUAAUGGCGGUCAAGUCGUGCCUCGUCUGCAGGAAGUCUUACUGUGAAGUUCACCUGAUGCCUCAUUUGAGGGAUCAAGUGAUGUUGAAGCACACACUGACAGAUCCGGCCACCUUCAUCAUGACUCACCUCUGCAAAAAUCACAACAUGCUCCUGGAAAUGUUCUGCGAGAGCGAGCAGGUGCCUGUGUGCAUGAAGUGUACAGAGAGGGAGCACAGACACCACAAGAUCGUUUCUCUGGAGAAGGAGACGAGGAAGAUCAGGUCUCAAAUGAGGAACAUCAACGCGGAGUUUGAACAAGAGAUCCACGCCAGACUCAGAAAGUUUGACGAGAUCAAGGCUUCAAUGGACUUGGGCAAGGUAAAUAAAGAGAGAGAGAUACAGAAGAGUGUUCAGGUUGCAACCAUGGCGAUGAGCGCCAUAGAAACAAACCAGGCUAUGCUCACCAAGCGCAUCGAGGAGAAGCAGAAAGCAAGUGAGAGAUCAGCAGAGGGGUUUCUCAAAGAGCUGGAGCAGGAGAUCAAUGAGCUGCAGAUUAGAUGCACUGAGCUGCAGCAGCUGGAGCACACGGAGGAGCCUCUUCAUCUUAUACAGAGUUUCUCAUCACUGACCACUCCAAUGGGAAAAAGGGAUUGGUCAGGGGUCAGACUCCACUCAGAAGAUUAUCUUGGGAUAGUUCGGACAGCUUUCUCCAAGCUGGUGGAGGUCUGCCAUGAACUGGAAAAGAAGCUGUCUGCAGACGAAGUCAACCAGCUCACUCUAUAUGCAGUUGAUAUAACUCUGGAUCCUGCAACUGCUGCCGGCUGGCUGAUUCUGACCCCCAAUGGAAAAAAGGUCAGCCUCGGCUGCCAGAAACUGUCCCUCCCAGACGAUCCUCGAAGGUUUGACUCGUGCGUCUCUGUUCUGGGAAAGCAGAGCUUCACCUCCGGAAGAAGCUACUGGGAGGUUCAGGUUGGUGAUAAAACCGACUGGGAUCUUGGCGUGGCGAAGGAGUCCAUCAACAGGAAGGGGGCCAUCACAGUGCGUCCCGACAGCGGUUACUGGGCGAUCUGUCGGAGGAAAGGCGGCAGUCUCAGCGCCUGCGCCGGCCCCUCCGUCACCCUCCACCUCCAGGAACUCCCUAACAAAGUGGGCGUGUUCCUGGACUACGACGCAGGGUCUGUGUCCUUCUACGACGCUGAAGCAAAGACUCACAUCUACACCUACAGCGGAUGUUCCUUCUCUGAGCCUGUCUACCCAUAUUUAAACCCCUGUCUCCAUGAUAAUGGCAAAAACACUGCCCCGCUGGUUAUCUGUCCAGUGGAGGUUGAGUUCCCUGAUGGGGCCGCAAUAUUUUAA